This is a messenger RNA of Nylanderia fulva, 2657 nucleotides long. RefSeq lists its product as uncharacterized. The record is from RefSeq and is a predicted model, not a curated record. NCBI's taxonomy places the organism in Eukaryota, Metazoa, Arthropoda, Insecta, Hymenoptera, Formicidae.
UUUAUUUUUUAAUAAAAAUACUUUAAAAAAGCAUGAGUCAAAAUAAAAAUCGUAUCAGUUUGAAUGAAGUAAGUGACAAGUUUACAGAAGAGGUGUUGACAGACAUUCUCUAUAAAGUUUAUAAUGGAAAAAAAGUGCAGCUGACAGACUGGGAUUUUGGAGAAGGAUUUGCCAAAGGUGACAAUUAUAUAUCCACAGUCAAUAAGGGUAAAUUAUAUGGUAUUAUACAUGAGGACCCACAGCAACAUGUGCAAGUUAAUUUUGUCGUGAAGUCUAUUCCAAAAAACGUCGGUAGAAGAAAGACUUUUAGAUGUGCAGAAUUUUUCCAUAAUGAAAUCUUAUUUUAUACAGAGAUCAUCCCAAAAUUUGAAAAAUUCUUAGCAGAUAAAGGACAAAGCAAUCUAUUGUGCAUUCCACGUUACUUGGUUUCUUACACAGAUGGAGAAAAUGAUUUUAUUGUCUUGGAGGAUGUCUCUCCCCUAGGAUUUGGACCUGCAUCCAGACAAAAUUGCAUGGAUUGGGAGGAAUGUACAGUGAUUUUAAAAACGUUAGCAAAAUUUCAUGCAAUAUCGUUUGCAUAUAGAGACCAAAAGAAGGAAGAAUUUAUAAAAUUUGCAAGUUAUUUAACCGAAACCUUCUUCAGUAAUCAUAUUUGGAACUGUUGGUACCAAACAUUUUAUAAAAAGUGCCUAGAUAUAGCUAAACAUGCAUUAGCUGUCGAAUAUCCAAACAGCAAAGCUGAAAAACAAUUCCAUUCCUAUGAAGCUGGUGAAUUAUAUCAUAAGUGUUCAAAACUUUGUGAGAAAAGAGACACCUCUACAUCCGUUAUAACUGCAGGUGAUUGUUGGGCUCCAAACUUUCUGGUCCGAGACAUUGGACAAAACCAAAAGGAAGCGUUGAUGCUUGAUUUUCAACUUGCACGCUGCAUUAGUCCUAUUUCGGAUUUAUCAUUCUUAGUUUAUUCGUGUACUCUAAAGUCUUUUCGAGAUCAGUAUUUCGAUGAUAUAUUGAAAGUUUAUCAUUCCGAAUUGAGCAAUGCUAUUAAAUCCCUUGGAUCUGAUCCAGAAAAAAUUUAUCCAUGGGAUUUAUUUAUGAAAGAGGUGAAGGAAUAUUUUAUUAUUGGAUUUGUAUUCGCACUUGAAUCAAUUCCACUUUGUUUAUUAGAUCCAUCUGAAGCAUUCAAUUUAGAUAUUAAAACCAAUGAUGCAGUGGAUAUUUCUGAAGUAUGGACAGUAUCUUAUAUUAAAACAUCAACUGGAAGACAAAGAUUGGCAGAUUUAAUAGUUCAUGCUACAUUUUGCCGUGAUACUACCUACUUACCUCUUCGCAAGAUAUAUUCUCCUGUUAACUCAGAUAAAUUUUCGAACAUAUUAAAGGACACAUUGCAACUGAUAGAUUGGGAUUUUGGAGAAGGAUUUGCCAAAGGUGACAGUUAUAUGUCAACAGUCAAUAAGGGUAAAUUAUAUGGUAUUAUAGAUCAGAACCCUCAGCAACAUGUGCAAAUUAAUUUUGUCGUGAAAUCCAUUCCAAAGAACAUUGGUAGAAGAAAGACUUUUAGAAGUGCAGAAUUUUUCCGUAAUGAAAUCUUAUUUUAUACACUGAUUGUCCCAAAAUUUGAAAAAUUCCUAGCAGAUAAAGGACAAAGCAAUCUAUUGUGCAUUCCACGUCACUUGGUUUCUUACACAGAUGGAGAAAAUGAUUUUAUUGUCUUGGAGGAUGUCUCUCCCCUAGGAUUUGGACCUGCAUCCCGACAAAACUGCAUGGAUUGGGAGGAGUGUACAGUGAUUUUAAAAACCUUAGCAAAAUUUCAUGCAAUCUCAUUUGCAUAUAGAGAUCAGAAGAAAGAAGAAUUUAUAAAACUUGCAAGUAAUUUAACUGAAACCUAUUUUGGUAAUCAUAACUGGAAUUGGUACAAAAGAUUUCAUAAACAGCUAGUGGAUAUAGCUAAACAUGCUUUAACUACCGAAUAUCCAAACAGUAAAGCUGAAAAACAAUUCAAUUCCUAUGAAUUUGGUGAAUUAUAUCAUAAGUGUACAAAACUCUGUGAGAGAAGAGACUCCCCUACAUCCGCUAUAUCUGGGGGUGAUUGUUGGGCUCCAAACUUUCUCGUCAGAGAUAUUGGGCAAAAUCAAAAGGAAGCCUUAAUGCUUGAUUUUCAGCUUGCACGUUGCGCUAGUCCUAUUGCCGACUUAUCGUUCUUAAUUUAUUCGUGCACUCUAAAGUCAUUUCGUGAUCAAUAUUUCGAUGAUAUAUUGAAAACUUAUCAUUCGGAAAUAAGCAAUGCUAUUAAAUCUCUUGGAUCUGAUCCAGAAAAAAUUUAUCCGUGGGAUUUAUUUAUGAAAGAGGUGAAGGAAUACUUUAGUGUUGGGUUAGUAUUCGCACUUGAAGCAAUUCCAUUUUGCUUAUUGGAUCCAUCUCAAGCGUUCGAUUUAGAUGCUAUUAUUAAAACUAAUGAUGCGGUGGAUAUUUCUGAUGUAUGGGCAUUGUCUAAUAUUAAAACUUCAACUGGAAGGCAAAGAUUGGCAGAUGUAAUAGUUCAUGCUGUUGAGAAUGGAUAUAUAUGAUAAAUAUAAGAGUUGUCUUUAGAGGAAUUUUUGCAGAAUGAAUUAUGAAACAUAUAUAUAAAUCGUUUUAAUAAAAUAAUGACAUAUUUUGGA